AUGUCGUCGACGAAGAAGAAAGAAAGCAUCGGACGACAAAAAAUUCCAAUUGUUAUGAUAAAGAAAGAGAACCACCGACAAGUAACGUUCUCUAAACGUAAAGCCGGUCUCUUCAAGAAAGCUAGUGAGCUUUGCACGUUGUGCGGUGCAGAAGUUGGGAUCAUCGUGUUCUCUCCAGCCAAAAAGCCAUUCUCUUUCGGCCACCCGAGCGUGGAAUCAGUAUUGGAUCGUUACUUGUCCCGAAACAAUCUGUCCUUAGCGCAGAGUCAACAACUUCAGGGAAACAACCCUGGAGCGAGCUGCGAGCUGAAUAUACGGUUGACGCAGACCUUGAGCGAGUUAGAGGAAGAGAAGAAGAAGGGUCAAGCGAUGGAAGAGAUGAGAAAAGCGAAUGAAAGCCGAUCACUGAUCAACUGGUGGGAAAGGCCAGUGGAAGAGAUGAAUAUGACUCAGUUACAAGAAAUGAAAUCUGCUUUGGAGGAGUUGAGAAAGACGGUUGUGUCAGAGGCGAAUACGGCACCGUUUACUGAUGUGAAAGAGGAUGUUUUUGGUUUUUUGAACAACAAGGUGAUGACGGCUCCUUCUUACAUGAACAUGUCUUCUGGUCUCUCUAGUGUUUACAACUAUGGAAAUGUACAGGCCACGCUCAUGGCGGAUUCAAACAUCGUUAGGAACGGUGACUUCUCUGCUGGGAUUGAACCUUGGUACCCGAACGGAUGCGAAGCAUUUGUUGUUUCCUCUGACCCGUUUAGCUCAGAUUCAAUCUCCGAUUCCCCGAGCUGUGGCUAUGCCUGUAGAAUCCCGAAAUUGUUUGCCAAGGUAUCGCCUUCCAUCUUAUAA
Messenger RNA from Microthlaspi erraticum, 840 nucleotides. Lineage: Eukaryota; Viridiplantae; Streptophyta; Magnoliopsida; Brassicales; Brassicaceae. The record is from the annotation of a GenBank genome assembly.